Messenger RNA from Aricia agestis (brown argus), 2493 nucleotides. It is a transcript of the gene Exd2, whose product is annotated as exonuclease 3'-5' domain-containing protein 2. The transcript is spliced from 10 exons. The record is from RefSeq and is a predicted model, not a curated record. Bases 256 to 1956 code for a protein of 566 amino acids. Gene Ontology annotation, biological process: nucleobase-containing compound metabolic process. Gene Ontology annotation, molecular function: 3'-5' exonuclease activity; nucleic acid binding. Lineage: Eukaryota; Metazoa; Arthropoda; Insecta; Lepidoptera; Lycaenidae. Gene Ontology annotation, cellular component: cytoplasm; nucleus.
AAUGUCACUUGUCUAAUUAUGUUGUUUUUUAUUUUGGGAAUUGGAUAGUGGUUUCGGUUUGUUGUGGGUAUUUAUGGAUUUUCCUGUUAAAUUUGGCAACAGGAAAAGGCAUCAUAAAAUUAAAUAUGAGUACAAAAUACACAUUUGUCAAAUAUUUAUAAUGUCAACUCCACCAUAACCUAUGGACUGUGGUUAUUGGGUUAUUCUUAUGUGCACCAGUUUUUUCGCUUUCCGCAACAAUUAUUAAAGUAAAAAAUGACUAUCUUAGCUUUCGUUCCUAAUAUGAAGCUCCUCUUGACUACCGCUGUAAUAACUUUUGCUGGCUUAUUAUACCUUGUAAUGAAAUCCAAAAGGAAGACAAAAAGUGCUGUAGAUGCUUUAAAUUACCUCGAUAUUAAAAUAAUUUCUUCAGAAGAUCAAGUCGAUGACGCGGUGGCUGAAAUACAAAGACGGAGUUCUGCAUACCAUGCUAUAGGCUUUGACUGUGAGUGGGUGACAGACAAUGGACACAGACAACCUGUGGCACUUCUUCAGCUAUCUACCUAUGAUGGAUUUUGUCUACUUUUUAGGCUGAAUAAGCUAAAGCUAAUCACUGGAUCACUGAAAGAACUCCUUGAAGAUGACUCUUUAUAUAAAGUAGGUGUAACUCCCGGGAAUGAUGCUAAGUACUUGCAGCACGACUAUUCUGUGACGUUAAAGUCCUCCUUGGACAUCCGACAUCUUGUUGACUUCUGUGGAUAUGAUGACGGUGGUCUGGCCGCUCUCUCCGCUUCUCUCCUGGGCGUGGUCUUGGAUAAAAGCUGGAGGGUCAGAUGUAGUGAUUGGGAGGCUGACGAGCUCACUACACGUCAAGUGAAUUAUGCAGCGGCAGAUGCACAUGUAGCUAUAAAGAUGUUUGUCAAUCUUGUUAAUGGCUACUACAACAAGGGGAUUUUAUCGUAUUUGAGAAAAUCUGAUAGCAGCCACUGGGAUAACAUCAAUGAUCUCUGCUGGAAGUAUGCUGAUAUGUGCUAUAAAACAAAGCAAAAAUCUAAAAGAAAUGAAAAUAGUACAAACAAAACGGAAGGAAAAUCGCCAAAAGUGAUGAGUAAGAGGUACCCUCACGCAACCAGAUCUAAGCCACUAUACCACAACUGUUUCCUGCAAGCUCCCGACGGCGAAUUACUGUGUACAUGCGAUACUAAAAAAGCUUUUUGGUAUAUAGAUAAAGGUCUAGCAGAGAAGAUCUCAACAGACCCCCUUACAGUCCGCCUCAAGUUCGAGCCAGCGGGGCGCUCGGUGGGCGAUGUAGGAAAGUACUAUCAACUGAAGAAAGAGAACAAAUGUGUGGUGUGCGGCCAGGAUAACUCGUAUAUACGGAAAAAUAUCGUGCCAAGAGAGUAUAGGAAAUAUUUUCCUGAGAUAGUCAAAGACCGGUCCUCGCACGAUGUGCUGCUGCUGUGCGGCGGCUGCCACCAGCGCAGCAAUAUGCUGGACCAGCGCGUCCGGGAGCGGCUCGCCGAGCUGUGCGAUGCGCCGCUCGUGUUGCUCAGCAAAACUAAGUACACGGAGGACGCUGACUGCAAAAAGAUUCGUUCAGCGGCCCGCGCGCUACUCUACCAGUCGGUGAAGCACGCGUUACCCGAGCGGCGCCGCGCCGAGCUAGAGGCGGUGCUGCUGCAGCACUACCCCGACCACGACACCAUCACUACAGAGCUGCUGCAGGAAGCUGCUAACGUGCAGGUCAUCUACGAGAACACAGACUACGAGUCGCACGGUCACAAGGUGGUCAACUACUACCUGCAGCACUCCGGCAUCCUAGCGCUGGAGGAGCUCUGGCGGGAACACUUCCUCGCCUCCAUGCGGCCCCGGUACAUGCCAGAACUCUGGUCCGUCAAACAUAACGAGGAGAGGUUACGAAUAAAACUCAACGAGGGUCGUCUAUCCGAACAGGAUAUGAAGCUUUGUGGAUUAUAAUUUACAACUAAUAAAAAAUAAAUUUCUAAAUACAAAUAAAUGAUUAAUGAAGUUAAAGAGGCCGAGCCAAGAGAAUGCAUGUAAGUACCAUCGAAAAAAUUGAUUCAUUAUGCAGUUGACCUCCGACGUUUGGUCGGAUUAUGUUUAUUCAAUGAUAGCUAUAUGGUCUGUCGGAACCAUACAGGAAUAUAAUCAUACAUUGGUCGGAACUCGGAUGGGUUUUUUUAACACACCGCGAUCAAUUAACGUUGGUCAGCCAAUUAUUAUCAAUCAUUUUCUCUGAUAUGAUCUGUAUCGGGAAAUUGAUUCGUUGGCAGUUGACAGACCAACGUCAUUUGGUCGGAUCAUGUCAAUAAUGAAUAAUUCAAUGUUUAUUGUGAUCUUACGACUGGGUUUGACGUAGCGCGUUACGCGACCAAACUACGUAGGUCUCCCAUCUGCCUAGGAAUCAACUUUCUGAUAGUACAUAACGUGGUCUUUAAUACAUAAGUCUAAAGAUUUGUUUUGUACCAUAAAAUAUAUAUGUAUAUUUUGUUA